UGUUUGCAGAGUGCACAUACCGGCGGUACUUCCUUGCAUUAGUAGUUGUUUCCAUGGGUUGUAUCUUCACGUUAGCAGGUGAAACAACACGGUAGUAAUUCUAUACAUUUGUUCUUUUGUUAAAAUGACACAAACGAACUCUAGAGUAUAACGUGCUUUUUGUGAUUGAUUCAUAAUUUGUCAACCACCUAUUCAUCUGGCAUGAUUGUCGCUUCGCUAUUACCGACAGAUCUGCUACAAACACAGGUUGUUUGAUGCCCACUGAUCCACCAUGGAGCUGUCAGACUCAGUUGGACACAAGAACGGCCGGCAGAGGAAGAACACAGCCAACCUCCAAAUUGAAAACAUGAAGGACAGGGAGUUGGAAGGAUCCGGCCCAGAGGUUGAAGAGGAGGCAGAGGGUCUUCUCCAAGGGUUUGACUCGGAGGACAGGAGGCCGGCCAAGGUCAGACCAGGACUCCGGAAGGAGUUGGGGAACAUUCUGCUUCUUCUCUUCCUCUAUGUUCUUCAGGGCAUUCCCCUGGGACUGGCUGGUAGCAUUCCUUUGAUCAUGCAGAGUAAAAGUGUCAGCUACAAGGACCAAGCGUUCUUCAGUUUUGUCUUUUGGCCCUUCAGCCUGAAGCUACUCUGGGCUCCGCUUGUUGACGCGCUGUACUUCAGCAGAUUUGGCCGGAGGAAGUCAUGGCUGGUUCCCACCCAGUACCUGCUGGGUCUCUUCAUGAUCUACCUCUCUGUGACGGUUGACUCACUGCUGCAGAGCGAUGACUCCCAUGGACCGGACGUAGUGACUCUGACCGCAGUCUUCUUCAUGCUGUCCUUCCUUGCAGCAACGCAGGACAUAGCUGUGGACGGCUGGGCUCUGACCAUGUUGUCCAGAGAGAACGUGGGCUACGCCUCAACGUGCAACUCUGUGGGCCAGACGGCAGGCUACUUCCUGGGCAAUGUGCUCUUCCUUGCUCUGGAGUCGGCUAACUUCUGUAACCAAUACCUGAGGAACGAGCCCAAAGACACAGGCUUAGUCACGCUAUCAGAUUUCCUGUUUUAUGGGGGCGUGGUGUUCCUCAUUUCCACGACGCUCGUGGCCAUCUUUAAGAGGGAGAGCGAGCGCGGCCAAGGGAAGAAGCGAGCGAAGGAGACGCAGGGUGUCUUGGAAACCUACAAGCUCCUGUUCUCAAUCAUCAAGUUGCCGACUGUUCUCUCCUUCUGCGCUUUGCUGCUCACUGCCAAGAUGGGCUUCUCAGCAGCCGAUGCAGUGACUGGGCUGAAGCUGGUGGAGGCUGGCGUCCCCAAGGAGAAGCUGGCCUUACUGGCCGUGCCCAUGGUGCCCCUGCAGAUCCUCCUGCCGCUCAUCAUCAGCAAGUACACUGCCGGGCCUCGGCCCCUGGAUAUCUUCUACAAAGCCUUCCCCUUCAGGCUACUGAUCGGCUUGGGGUACGCGCUGCUGGUGUGGUGGACGCCCAGCGUGAAGACGGAAGAAGGCUUCCCUAUGUACUACUACUUGCUAGUGCUGUUCAGCUAUGCCCUUCAUCAGGUGGCGCUGUACAGCAUGUACGUGGCCUGCAUGGCCUUCCACGCCAAAGUGAGUGACCCGUUGAUCGGUGGCACCUACAUGACCCUUCUGAACACGGUCACCAACCUGGGAGGGAACUGGCCCUCCACCGUGGCCCUGUGGCUGGUGGACCCCCUGACCUCCAAAGAAUGCCAGGGGGCCGCCGGGCAGACUUGCGGCUCGCUGGAUGAAGCCGCGCUGUGUGCCAAGGAGGGAGGAGCUUGCGUGACGACGUUGGAUGGCUACUACGUGGAGUCUGUGGUCUGUGUUGUGAUUGGCUUGGUCUGGUGGUUGUGGUUGGGAAAGAGGAUGAGGAGGCUGCAGGAAGAGAGUCCGGCGGCCUGGAGGUGCAAAAUAAGCCAAUAAACACCACUCCGUUUUUUGGUUUACAUGAAACUCUUUUCUCGAGACACGGAGGCAUUGCUCUUGGUCAAAAAAUGCCCCAACGCUAAAAGCAAUGUUUGCAAAACUUUGAUUUGCUCACACCUUACAUUCUCGUGUAGUCUUCAUGCUAUGGACAAAACGCACACUUUUUCUUUUUUUAUGUCUCACCUACAUGUUUUGUUAUAAGAAAACAUCUUUCAGUAAAGUCGUCCUAACUGUAGAACGGUUCUUUGUUAAAUCAAGGUAAACACAGUUCCUUGGAAAUGAACUGAUUUAUUUAAGAUGGUUAAUAAGAUAAUUGACUCAGGCAUUUUGAGUGUAGCUUCUUUGCAUUCUCUCCACCUGUGCUUUGUGGUAGCUAAAAUAUCGACACACCGUUUCAGAUCAUGGUGAUUGUAUUUGCUCAUUGCUUUGGUCUUAUACGAAGUAGCACGCAAGUAUAGAUUCUGUAUUUGAAACCUCCUGUACUCCUGGGGCAGGUAAGCCCCAACCCACUGUGUUCUGCCUUGGUUUCUGUUUGUGUUUCACUGCAACCGGUUCGUUAUUAGGGGUCCAAGCCAACAGGUUGGAUCCCUAUUGUUUUUGUAAGGAUUCUUAUUAUUCUUUUCUCUGAGGUUAUUUGUGCCUUCCUCCACUAAUUCAGUUCAGGCGUAACCGAUAAUGAGCCCUGAUGCCACAUGGAUCAUGUAGACUUUUUCGAGUUAAUAAAACCAUAGUUGGUUACUUUGACAUUCAGAAGAAAUUUUAUUUUGCGUUAUUUGUUUUAAUAAACUUGAUUUUGUUGAUUUUAAUUUAAUCUGUAACUUUCCUACAAAAUUAAAUAUGAGGCUUUACAAAAACGUUCCCGUUAAGUUUCAUUAUCACAGUCCCAUUAUCAGAUUUAUAAUCAACAUGCUGUCAUAUUUUUGUGGAUAUUGGGUUCGCCCCUUAUAAUUAUAGCGGAAAAUACUUAACUAAUCCGGCAUUCCCAUUUUAAUAACUUAUCACCAGCGGUCAGCAAGUCAUCACCUAUGCCCAACUUUGGGCACUGCACAUGGAGCAGCAGCAUUUCCUUUGAAAACCAGUCUUUAGAAAUGUAUUUUAAGGGAAAAUAUUAGCAUUUGUUUCAUUUGUUCAUUUUGACACUUCCGACAGCCGCCGCACUUGUGAUCGAUAGAUUAUGGUUUUUGCUCUUCCAACUGGCAUUGUCUUUUAUUGGUUUUAUAUUUAUUUAAAUUGUAAUUUGUUACUUUUAUUUUAUUGAGAGGCACCCUGUUAUCUGUUAAAGUAAAUGGGUUUUAUUUACCCAUUUUACGUUAAAAAAACUGGAAUUUGCUAUGUGUGCAAAUUCAAAGGGGAAUAUGUAUUUUUGACUUCUUUUCUUUUCUAAUGUAAAAUCAGUACAAAUAUAUCAAUGUAAUGCUUGGGGCUAUUCUGUAUAGAAUAUUCUGAAGGAUGCAAUAUUAAUGAGUACGAAAAUCUUGUAUGAAAUAAAAGUUUCGGAUUCAGUUUCCAUUCUCAAA
Molecule: messenger RNA, 3435 nt
Organism: Gadus morhua (Atlantic cod)
Lineage: Eukaryota; Metazoa; Chordata; Actinopteri; Gadiformes; Gadidae
Gene: slc33a1
Product: solute carrier family 33 member 1
Exons: 9
Coding region: 272-1915 (547 amino acids)
Biological process (GO): acetyl-CoA transmembrane transport
Cellular component (GO): membrane
Molecular function (GO): acetyl-CoA transmembrane transporter activity
Source: RefSeq, a predicted model, not a curated record